Molecule: messenger RNA, 1827 nt
Organism: Gadus morhua (Atlantic cod)
Lineage: Eukaryota; Metazoa; Chordata; Actinopteri; Gadiformes; Gadidae
Product: E3 ubiquitin-protein ligase TRIM39-like
Exons: 2
Coding region: 93-1430 (445 amino acids)
Molecular function (GO): protein binding
Source: RefSeq, a predicted model, not a curated record
CGAAGACACCCGACGUGGAGCAGUUCUCUCGAUCAGGGAGAAAAUAAAACGCAUUUUGAAACGCAUAGUCAGACAGACAGAAACAACAAGGAAUGGCCUCUGCUAACAUUUCCUGGUCUGAGGAAAACUUUUCAUGUCCCAUCUGUCUGGAUGUGCUCAGCAGUCCAGUUUCCACACCAUGUGGACACAGCUUCUGCAGAACCUGUAUUACAAAGUUCUGGGAUGGAGAAGUUCAGUACAAAUGUCCUAUUUGCAACAAGAUUUUCCACACAAGACCUGAUCUACAGGUCAAUUUCCUCUUAUCAGAUCUGGCUGCUCAGUUUAGAACAACCGUACGAGUUGAAGCGGAGGAUGAGGAGGAAUAUGACGUGAAGACGGUCGAGUUGGGAAAGAUUGUAUCUAAAGUUCAGCAGAUGAUCCAGGAGAGAAGGGGAAAGAUUAAGGAGAUCAAAGACACGGUAGAAAUGAACAAGAAAGAUGCAGACAGAGAGAUAGCCGAUGGUGUGCAGGUCCUCGAAGCUCUGAGGCGCUGCAUUGAAAAGUGCCGGGAUGAUCUCAACCAAAUGGUUAAAGAGAGACUGAAAUCCACAGUGAAUCAAGCUGAAGACCUCAUCAAAGAGCUGGAGCAGGAAAUAGAAGAUCUGACCAAUAGAAGCUUAGAGAUGAAGCAGCUCUCACAGACUAAAGACCCCCUCCAUUUCCUCCAGGCCUUCAGAUCCCUGAAGGAUCCUCCACCCACCAGGGACUGGACGACGGUGGAGGUUCGUCCUCCGUCAUACGUAGGGACCUCGAGGAGAACCCUGGAUCAGCUGGAGGAGACACUGAACUCGCAGAUGAAGAAGCUGUGUGGUGCUGAACUGAAGAGGGUCCAGCAGUAUGAAGUACAUGUGACUCUGGAUCCUGAUACAGCUCAUCCCAGGCUCAUUCUGUCUGAAGAUGGGAAACAACUACAUGAUGGAGAGGUGGUCAAGAAACUCCCAGACAACCCUAAGAGGUUUACACGGCAUGUAUAUGUUCUCACGAGACAGAGCUUCUCCUCAGGGAGAUUUUACUUUGAGGUUCAGGUUAAAAAUAAGGCUGCAUGGUGUUUAGGUGUGGCCAUAGAGUCCAUCAACAGAAAAAGUCAGAUCACAGAGACCCCUGAGAAAGGUUUAUGGAUUCUAUACUUCAACAAGGACGGUUUGGUAUUUAGAGACCAUCCUGUUGUCCGUCUCCCUCUGAGAGCUGAGCUCCAGAAGGUGGGGGUGUUUGUUGAUUAUGAUGAGGGUCUGGUCUUCUUCUAUGAUGUGGAAGACAGGGUUCAUAUCUACUCUGCUACUGGCUGUACCUUUAGAGAGCCUCUCUAUCCAUUCCUCGGUCCAGGUCGCUAUAAUUAUGAAGGUAACAACUCUGCCCCCCUUAUCAUCUCACCCGUCAAUCAAUCAGACUAGGACCUUUGUUUACUAAUAAAAUAAUCAAACAACCAAAAUAACUAAUGUGGUUUCUUGAAUAAGAAUCUCUACUAUGUGAGAUCUGAGAGAACUGCAGCAAUGUCUUACUUAACAUAACAAGGAACAUUUCAUUAAGAAAAGAUCCCUGAAUCGUAUAAAAUAUUGUAAAUUAUUACAUUACAGGUUAUACUUUAUCGACUUUUUCUUAUGUUUUUUUAGAGGUUUAAUGCCCUACAGUUGUUUAUGUUUGCAGUAAUGUGUAACUUGUUUCAGGGAUUAAUGUUCACCGUAAUAUUCUAAUUAUUGCUUUUCUUCUGAAUCAUGAAUGACGAUGCAAUAAAAUGUAUGAAUCUAUGACAACACUUUUAUGAUUUAAAUAAAAAUGGAGAAAAGCGAA